Elaeis guineensis (African oil palm) is the source of this 4883-nucleotide messenger RNA. RefSeq lists its product as uncharacterized. Gene Ontology annotation, molecular function: receptor serine/threonine kinase binding; ATP binding; protein kinase activity. Lineage: Eukaryota; Viridiplantae; Streptophyta; Magnoliopsida; Arecales; Arecaceae. Gene Ontology annotation, biological process: protein phosphorylation. The record is from RefSeq and is a predicted model, not a curated record.
CCAGUAGCUUUUCGGGCAACCCAAACCGAGAGCAUCAAUGGCGACAAAGUCCAGCUCUCCAUCCACCCACACUCUUCCCUCCAUCCCUCUUCUCCUCCACGUACUUCCCUUCCUCCUCCUUUCCUCCUCUCUCCUUCCAAGAUCCACGUCCCAAAGUACAUCCCAGGAAGACGAGAAACGAACUCUCCUUAAGAUAAAGGCCGACUGGGGAAGCCCUUCCAAUCUCAGCUCCUGGAAUAACUCCGCCGCCAAUUAUUGCAGCUGGCCUGGAAUCCGCUGCGUCGAUAGCUUCGUUACGGAGAUAUCCCUUAGCAAUCAAGGACUGGCAGCACCGAUUCCUCCGGCGGUUUGUGGCCUCAAAAACCUCUCUUUUCUCGAUCUCUCUUACAACAAUCUCCCCGGACCGUUCCCCACCACUCUCUACAAAUGCUCCAAUCUCAUGCACUUGGACCUCUCUCAGAACGUCUUCGUCGGUGAACUCCCCACCGACAUCGACCGACUGUCGCCCCGUCUCACCUAUCUUUGCCUCUCUGGUAAUAAUUUCAGCGGCAACGUUCCCACCUCCAUCGCCCGGUUUCCGGCCAUCCAGUCACUGUGGCUGGACAACAAUCUCUUCAACGGCUCGUUUCCGGCGAAGAUUGGCAACCUCCGUACUCUGGAGACCCUCACCCUCGCUUAUAAUCCCUUCGCCCCUGCGAGAAUUCCUCCAGAAUUUGGCAAUAUGACGAGAUUAAGCUACCUCUGGAUGACACAAAUGAAUCUUUUUGGUGAAAUCCCCCUUUCCCUGGGGACAUUGACGGAGCUCGAGCAUUUGGACUUGGCGUGGAAUUCUCUGAAUGGGACAAUUCCCGGCUGGAUCUGGAAAUUAGAGAAGCUAGAGUACCUGUAUCUAUUUGCAAACAAAUUCUCCGGCGAGAUCAAUGGGACGAUCGGAGCCCUGGGCUUGGUCGAGCUUGACGUCUCCAAAAACCAGCUGUUUGGACCCAUACCGGAGGAUAUCGGAAAGCUCAAGAAUCUCUCUCUUUUAUUUAUGUACGACAAUGGCUUCUCUGGCGAGAUUCCAGCAAGCAUCGGACUGCUGCCCAACUUGUAUGACCUCCGGCUCUUUAACAACAGUCUCAUGGGGGUUUUGCCGCCAGAAUUGGGGAAGCACUCCGAGCUGUGGAAUCUUGAAGUCCAGUUGAACAGAAUCUCCGGCGAGCUGCCCCAGCAUCUCUGCACCGGCAAGAAUCUGACCUCGGUGAGCGUGUUCGACAACAAGUUCACCGGUCAGGUGCCAGCCUCUCUCGGGGAUUGCUCGACGCUAAAUAACAUUCAGCUCUACAGGAAUGGAUUCACCGGCGACUUCCCCUCUGGAAUCUGGACGGCUACUAACCUGACCACCGUCAUCAUCAAGGACAAUUCCCUUUCCGGCACUCUUCCUGACGAGCUCCUAUGGAAUCUAACACGGUUAGAGAUGGAAAACAAUAGAUUCUCAGGCAAGAUUCCGUCGUCGGCGAAGAAUCUGUUGGUGUUCAACGCGGGCAACAAUUUGUUCUCCGGCGAGAUCUCGGCGGCACUAGCGGGCAUGUCCCGCCUCCAGAUCCUCUCUCUUGGUGGUAACCAGAUCUCGGGAUCGAUCCCUUUGGCUGUCUCGGCGUUGACGUCCCUCAACACUCUCGACCUCAGUGACAACCGUCUCUCCGGCGAGAUCCCAGCGGCGCUCGGAUACCUUCCGAGUCUGACAUCCCUCGACCUCUCCGGCAACCAGCUCUCCGGCGAGAUCCCGCCGGCGAUCGGCAAGCUCAAGUUUGUCUUCCUCAACCUCUCCUCCAACCAACUCUCUGGCGAGAUUCCGAGCUCGCUUCAGAACCAAGCCUAUGAGCUUAGCUUUCUCGCAGAUCCCGGCCUCUGCUCGUCCACCAACUCCAUCAAGAAUCUCCCCACGUGUAGUUACCAAUCCGGAGGCUUGGAUAAGGUCUCAAAGGGACUCCUCGUCGUCCUCCUGCUCCUUGGUGCGGUCUUCUUCCUCGCCGUGGUCGCGAUCGGUUUCCUGAUGGUGAAGCGCCGAAGGAGCAUGGAUGGUGACGAUCUCGCCUUUUGGAAGCUCACCUCGUUCCACACUCUAGAUUUCACGGAGCACAACAUCGUCCGCGGGCUCACCGAAAGCAACUCCAUCGGAAGCGGUGGAUCGGGAAAGGUCUAUCGGAUCGUUCUCGGUAAUCGUGCCGGGGAGAUCGUGGCCGUUAAAAAGAUUUGGAACGGCAGAAAACUAGACUCCAAGCUCGAAAAGGAGUUCCAGGCGGAAGUGGAAAUCCUGGGUUCCAUACGGCAUGCCAAUAUCGUGAAGCUUUUGUGCUGCAUCACAAAAGACGACUCCAGGUUGCUGGUGUACGAAUACAUGGAGAACGGGAGCCUGGAUCAGUGGCUGCACAAGGCGCAGGGUAGAGAUACUGGUUCGGGCCGUUCUAAUCCAUUGGAUUGGCCGACGAGGCUGGGGAUUGCCAUCGGAGGGGCACGGGGUCUCAGCUACAUGCAUCACGAUUGCUCUCCACCCAUUAUGCAUCGAGAUGUGAAGUCCAGCAACAUAUUAUUGAGUUCAGGAUUUGGUGCCAAGAUUGCAGACUUUGGUCUGGCUCGGAUGCUGGUUAAAGUCGGCGAGCCCGAAAGUGUCUCAGCUAUUGCAGGCUCUUUCGGAUAUAUGGCUCCAGAGUGCGGAUAUCUGAGGAAGAUCGACGAGAAGGUGGAUGUAUUCAGUUUUGGAGUGGUUCUUUUGGAGCUGGUAACGGGAAGGGAAGCCAAUGAUGGGGGCGAGCAUGGAUGCCUGGCCGAUUGGGCAUGGCACCGCUACCAGGAGGGUAGCAGGUUGAUUGAUAUCAUAGACGAGGAGAUUCAAAAUGCCCUGCUUUACUUGGAUGAGAUGGAGGUAGUCUUCAGGCUAGGGCUAUUCUGCACAGGAAAAACGCCUUCAGGCAGGCCUUCAAUGAAAGAGGUGUUACAAGUCCUAAUAAAGUGUGACCCAAGACUGGAAGCUCCAAAUAGGCUACACCGCGAGUUUGAUGCAGCUCCCCUUCUGCAAACCAAAAAGGGUAGCCGGCGGGAAAGCCUGUCAGAUGCUGAUGAAGGAGAAGGCCACAAAUAUUUGGCAGGUCUAGUUUAGGUGUGACCGCUGCUUCUAUUGUUCUGCGUGAGCAUCCAACAAUCCAAAUCCUCUCAUUUGGCAGCGCACUAAUUGAAGAGAUCCACUUCAUGUAUAUCACCGGCCAUCUGCAUUCUGCAACGGCUGGCGAGGCGUACUGAUACCCACAGGGGGUGUUACCUCUAUUGCACGCGGCCCCGCACACUGCCCCAGUAUGGACUAUGGACAUUGGAUGCUGGCCAGCAUGCGUCCUCAUACUCAGCUGCACUGAUGCAGCAGGGGGGUGCACGUGCCGAUGCCGUCGGCGUAACAGAGGCUCAGGCAGCCGUCUACUGGUGAAAUGCUCUUUUUGUUAGAAGUAUUUGGUUUCCGAUUAAGACCCAUCUCCACCGUAUAAGCUGGUCAACCGACCUCCAAGAUCUAUGGUCCUCAUGGAGGGGGCGAAGAAUCAAGAAGGCACUGGGAUGUACAUGGGAUCAGUUGGCAAUGGCGGUCUGCUGGCAUUUAUGGCUGGAACGAAAUUCGAGUGUUUCUUCACCGUUCUACACAAAACUCUGCAGACGUUUCUUCACUGGGGAGAACAUUAGCAGUGGCAAACACGAGGAUAAUCACCUGAUGGUCAAGAACUUGCUUGCACCUGUCCUUCAAAUGUAAGACCUCCUUCAUUCAAGGUCUGUGUCCAAAGAUGUUUGCUUCCUUUUCACGGAGCCCGGUGAUGGUGAAUUUCUGUACUUUGUAAAUAUCACUAUCUGAACUUUUGUAUGCGUCUCUUCUUCAAUAAAAGCUGGGGGAAGCUCCUUGCUUCCUCCAUCUGCCCUUCCAAAAAAAAAAAAGGGCCUUAUGUGACGGGAAAUCUUUGGACAGCCACAAAGCUUUGACCAAUUUGCUGAACCCCCCACCACCAAGCGAGUUAGCAGUUAACAGGGGUGAUAAAUUAGUUCUGUCGUGGCUCAGAGUUCUGAUGUAUGUAGUGGAUAAGAGUUCUGAUGUCUGUUGAACGUUUGUAGUUCAACUUUGUAGCAACUUCAACCCCUUCUCUAGAAAUUUCACUUUGUAUAUACCAUUGUAAAUACAAUUUGAUACGAUAAAUUCAGGGUGGCGUCGUUUUGCUUCCCUUUCCAUCAAAAAAGAAAAGGGGGCUCUGGCAGAGAAAACACAACUCCACAUGCUUCUGCCCCGUCCAAUCACCACCCUUAACGCGAUGCAGGAACGGUGGAUGCUCGAACUAUACACUUCUAGAGACUGGAGAGGAUCUGAACUACGCUGAAUACACACGAUCAACCCAAUAGACGAGCAAUCGUUGUAGGCAGUUCCACACUUCAGAGAAAUAUGCUCUCCUUGCAUGUAUUUCCGUAACAAUAUGUCCCCAUGUAUACACUCAAGAUUUCUCCCCUAAAUACAUUGGCCUCAUGACUAUUGCAUAUGUAACAAGAGAGUUCAAAACCAUAAGCUCCAGGCAGAUAAAAGCUAAUUCAGCUCCCCUUUAUUAAUAAGAUGCAAAACUUUAAAACAGGAUGAAAAAUAAAAAGUUGGAUGGGAAAGAUGGAGAGGAAGACAGAAGGAAAAUUGGCAAGCCGGAGUUGCAUCAUAUCCUCACUUGCAGCUGCGGCAUUUGCGGGCUUGAGAAGUUAACCUCAAUACUCGUGUAAUUGCUGCCGCAGAGAUACCAAUUUAGGAAGCAUUCACAUGAUGAAGAACAUGAGGGCACUUGAGACAAGGAAGGGACGUCAAAAAGCAGUCUUUUCCUAUGCUCCAAAUUUUUUUU